This is a messenger RNA of Triticum dicoccoides, 2026 nucleotides long. Its product is annotated as protein IQ-DOMAIN 14-like. The coding region runs from base 653 to 1786 and encodes 377 amino acids. The transcript is spliced from 3 exons. The record is from RefSeq and is a predicted model, not a curated record. Gene Ontology annotation, molecular function: protein binding. Lineage: Eukaryota; Viridiplantae; Streptophyta; Magnoliopsida; Poales; Poaceae.
UCCCACCUAUCCCUCUCCCUCUCCCUCCCCCUCCCCGCCCGCUAGACUAGUACUAGGAGUAAUCCGCUCGCCGCCGCUGCGGUUAUCCGUUCGAGGUUGAUGCGCUGCAAAGUUUCCUCUUCCGGGCUGGCUGGCUGGCUGGACUGGAGUGACUCACGUAAACUUCGCCGCUCCGCUCCGGCCACCGGCCUUUCCAUCUUUUGCCGCUGCUCCCUUACCUGCCCCGCAACCGCAGGUUGAUUUCCUCCUUUAAUCUCGUGCCUUUCCUCUCAAAGCAAAGAGUGGACUUGGAGUUUUUCCUUCGGCCCCGUUCAUUUCUCCUGGAUUUCGCGUACAAAUCGCCCUUCCCUUUUCCAUUCUAAUUAAUACUCCGCGAGCCGUGAUGUCGCGUACGGAGUCGACAAGCUGUAUAUAAGCCCUCGCUGUGUUUCUUCCUUCCUUCCUUCCUCUAGGUUUCUCCUUCCAUAGCUUCAUGUCCCCAAAAGCUCCUUUUCUCUCAACUCCACUCAAGUCGGAGGAGCCUCUGCGCCAGUGCGCCGCGCCCUCGGGCAUACUGGGCUAAGUACUGCCCUCUCCAUUUGAGAUUCUUCAUCUUACCGAGGUUUGCGUUGACGCGCUAGCUUCUUCCUCGCGUUCGUUCGUGUCCGCAGAGAUGGGCCGUGCCAUGCGGUGGCUCAAGAGGCUGCUCACAGGCAGGAAGGAGGCGCACGGUGGCGGCAAGGAGAUCCAUGCCGCGACCGACUGGCAUGACGCGGCGGCGGUGAAGGAGUCCACCAAGAGAUGGAGCUUCGUGAAGCAGAGGAAGAGCGGAGUUGACGCUGGGAAGCGGCCCUCAGAGCCUCUCGCCGCCGCGCUGGAGGUGAAGCCAUGCCGCUGUGCUGGCAGCGAGCAGGUGGGGGCACGCGAGGAGAAGGCGGCCGUCGUGAUUCAGAAAGCCUUCAGAGGCUACCUGGCUAGGAAGGCGCUUCGCGCUCUCAGAUCACUCGUCAAGCUGCAGGCUCUGGUCCGAGGCUACCUCGUGAGGAAGCAGGCGGCCACGACGCUGCACCGGCUGCAGGCGCUCAUGCGGCUGCAGGCCGAUUCCCGCGCCUUCAAGAGUGCCUCCUACCGGAAAUCCAUGGAACAGGAGAGAAUUGUCGCGCAAGAUGCCCGGAUGAGGACGCCGCCGACCAAGCCCGGGCACCGGCGGAGGCUGUCCGACAGCACGGACUCCAACUACGAGCGCAGCCCGCGGAUCGUGGAGAUGGACACGUGCCACCUCCGCUCCCGGUCCAGCCGGAUGGUGAGCAGCGGCCGGUACGCCACCGAUCGCUCGUCGGGUCGCCUGGCCCCGGACCUGGCCCCGCUGUUCUCGCCGCGGUCCGUCAAGCAGCCCCCGAGGCUGUCCAUCCGGCGUGAGCCCGUCAGGCACGCCAAGACGGCGCAGAAUACGCCCCGCUUCAGCGGGGCCGACCCGCCGUACACAUACGACUCGCCUGCCAAGAGCGUGGACGGGCUGGCGGCGCGGCCGCUCUGGCACCGGGACCUGCUGUCGAGCCCGCGGUACAUGGCGGGCACGGCCUCGUCGGCGGCGAGGCUGCGGUGCCAGAGCGCGCCCAGGCAGCCGGCCGAGGCGCCGAGGGCGAGCCUGACCCAGCGAGAUGUCCCUGCUGGGCCGAGGAAGUCGACGUGCACGCGGACGCAGCAUGGCGGCCUCUGCUUCCACUCCUCGGAUGCCGCCCACACGCGCCGCUCCGACCUCAGGGACGACGCGGCAAGAGAUUAUUACUUGGACAGGAUGUGGUGAUCGAUCGGACGGAGACGGUGGUGUAUGAUACUACCAGUAGCUGCAAAUUGCUGGAUAGUCUCCGAGUUUUGUACAUGCGUAGUUGCUAAAUUUUCUUGCUUUCUUGAUGACAUCUAGUAGGUUCUAAAGUGCUACCACUACAAGCUAAGACAUAACUAAGUAGUGUGUGAGUCUGAAGGUCUACGACAUCAGUGGAGCAGAGGCAAUAGAACAAGGUAAAUAAAAUGAAGCGAAGAAUUA